AACGCCCACGAAUGCAUCCAUUUUGAGCCAUCCAAGCAUUAAUUUCCGCGUCCAUCGAUUUUUUCACACUACUUUAAUUAUUGUUAUUUUAUUUGUUUGGUGAUUUUUAUUACAGCGUGGAUAAGAAAAAGGAGAAAAACUCGGGUAAUGGGUUUCUAGAUUUUUUGUCCCAUUCGUCGUUUCAGUCGUCAGACAGAGACGAAAUUGAGAUCGAGAUUGAGAAGGUGAAAGGAAGAAGAAGCUCUGGUAAAAAGGGCAUUUUUCUUCUUCCCCACAUUGCCUUCUUGAAUUCCUUCCUUCCUUCCAGGGCUGGUUUAAUUUUUCUUCCAAAUCCAUGGAUUCAGACAACAUUCGCCCAACUUAAUUAUCAUCGAUUGUCUUUUUUCUUCCGAAUUUCUUGUCGCGAUCCGGCCAGCCCUAGCCCUAAUUGAUUGUUUUUUUCGUUAAAUUAGUUUGGGGGUUUUGAAGUCGCUCUUCCUCAAAUACUGUUUGAUUUGCGAAUCUAUUACAGAGCCAGCUGUUUCAUCCGAGAAUGUUUCCAAAUCUUCGUGGAGCUUGUUCAGAUUUUUAAUUAAUUCCAUUUUUGGGGAUUGUUUGGAGUUCUGCUGAUUAUGGGAUGCGCGUCGUCGAAGCAGAAGGUCUGCCGGAAAUGCAAAACGCCAUAUUUUCCGGUGCGUCGGAGCUUAUCAACCCGCCACCGCCGUAAAAAGCCGGCGGAGGAGAAUUCCGAUCAUCUGGUUUCUCUUACCGCGUCCACAUUGGGAUCUUUGAAUCUCCCUCAGAUUCGUGUUUCAGGACAGAAAUUAGACACAUGUCAGAAUCAGAAUCAGAAUCAAAAUCAAAAUUGUGUUCAAAAUCGAGGAAUUGCGGAAGGCAAUCGAACAGUGAUCGGAAAUCGGGAAUCAGAGGAAUUCUCCAUGACUAUGAUCGAGGCCAAGACAUGGUCGGAAAUGAUCGAGAAGAAGAUCCCCAAAAUCGUCCCCAAAACGCCGGUAAGAACGCCGCCGGGAGAGCCGGAGACGAUCAAUGUCUGGGAAUUAAUGGAAGGCCUCGACGACAACUUCAGCCCUCUCCGACAGGUUCAUCAUCAUUUCCGAAGCUUUUCUUUCAACGUUUCCUCCACUCCCCCAGAUUUAGCUUCAAUCGAUGAUGCAUCACCUCCGCCGGCGCCGGAGAAGCCGUCCGUAGAUCAUUCUUCCGACAGCGAUUCCAAUUCGAAUCUAAAUUCAGACACAUCGAUAAUAUCCGAAUUCGAUCCCGACGUAAUUGCCUCAUUCAGAAAGGCCCUGGAAGAUCUCCCGCCGGCCAAUCCAUUUCACCUCAAUCCAAUUGACAAUAAAGACAACAAAUCCACAGACAAAUCGCGCGGGGACAAGGUGACUGUAUAUUUCACAAGCCUUAGAGGUGUAAGGAAGACGUACGAGGAUUGCUGCCAUGUCCGCGUGAUUUUAAAAGGAUUAGGAGUUAAGAUCGACGAAAGGGACGUGUCGAUGCACGCCGGAUUUAAGGAGGAGCUAAAGGAGCUUUUAGGACAAGGAUUCGGGGGGCUGCCGAGGGUCUUUGUCGGGAAGAAAUACAUCGGAGGAGCUGACGAAAUUAGGCGCCAAAACGACGAAGGGACGCUCCACAAGACACUCGAAAGCUGCGAGCUGUUAGAACUCGGCAAUAACCGUAAUCGCAAUGUGUGCGAGUCGUGUGGCGACAUUCGAUUCGUACCAUGUUGUACGUGUUCGGGCAGCUGCAAAAUCUAUUACGACGGUGAUUACAACAACGACGAUUAUGAAGAAGAAGAAGAUGUCGAUGAAAUCGACGAGGAGGAGCACGAAUAUGGCUUCCAAAGAUGCCCCGAUUGCAAUGAAAAUGGACUCAUUCGCUGCCCGAUUUGCUGCGACGAUUACUAAGAUUUUCGACAUGUUUUGAUUCGUGUGAAUUGUUUGUUUGUUGUACAGUAAGCAGUUUUUGAUCUGUCUGCUGAAUGAGAUUUCCCUGUAAUACAUAUAUACUGUCUUUAAAUCUUCAUAUCCUGUAAUGUAAUAUGAGAAGCAAUAUAUAUAUAUAUAUACACAAAUUGUUUGUGUACUUAGGAGAGCUG
Andrographis paniculata is the source of this 2092-nucleotide messenger RNA. RefSeq lists its product as uncharacterized. The record is from RefSeq and is a predicted model, not a curated record. Bases 612 to 1901 code for a protein of 429 amino acids. The transcript is spliced from 2 exons. NCBI's taxonomy places the organism in Eukaryota, Viridiplantae, Streptophyta, Magnoliopsida, Lamiales, Acanthaceae.